AUGACAGGCACUGUAAAGCCGGAAUUCACUCUUCGUGCGGGUGUCUACCCGGCGAUCAACCCAGACCUUUUUGCUGGCUCGUUGGAGGGCAAAGUCGCGCUAGUAACUGGCUCAGGGCGGGGAAUUGGACGUGAAAUCGCAUUGGCUCUGGCAAGCUCUGGUGCGGCUGUCGCUAUCUCCGGCAGAACACAGAAGGAAGUUGAAGAUACUACGCGCGAUGUAGCGAAACUGGGACGCAAUUGCAUUGGUGUAGUGGCCGACGUCUGUGUUCGAGAUGAUCUAGAGCAUCUUGUUAAAGAGGUAGUUGAGAAACUCGGAUUGAUUGAUAUCCUUAUUUGCAACGCCGGCACAAACACCUUCAUGCCAUUUCACAUGACAGACCCAGACCAAUGGUGGCGUCAGAUGGAAGUUAUGGUGAAAUCGCCUACGGAGUUGACACGAAUGGUUCUCCCUUCAAUGCAAAAGCGCAAUUCCGGUACUAUUAUCUUCACAUCAUCUCGCGCCGCCGCAGCAGAUCUACCAUGGGCAGCCGCAUACAGUUGCGCAAAAACUGCGAUUACACGCUUCGCUGGAGUUCUGCAGGCGGAACUCAAUACUUUGCAAAAAGACAAUUUUGGGUUCGCAUCCAACGGUAUCUCGGUAUUCUCUAUCCAUCCCGGGGAAGUCAAGACUUCUCUCCAUGAUACGGCCUUUCCAGAGAAGACUAAACAAGAAGCGCCGUAUGUGAUCGAGAUGAUGGCAAAAAUGGCCAAGUUGCAUCCAGAUUUUAAGGCAGAGCUAGCUGCGUGGACUUGUGUACACCUUUGCUCUGGGAAGGGCAAGAUAUUGGAAGGGCGUCUUGUUGAUUGUACGAGGGAUAUUGACGAGGUCAAAGCAUAUGUAUCUAGUUUACCUCAGCAGAAGUUUGGCAAUGCUUGUGGCUAA
Messenger RNA from Penicillium subrubescens, 924 nucleotides. Its product is annotated as SDR family NAD(P)-dependent oxidoreductase. Gene Ontology annotation, molecular function: oxidoreductase activity. The coding region runs from base 1 to 924 and encodes 307 amino acids. The record is from RefSeq and is a predicted model, not a curated record. Lineage: Eukaryota; Fungi; Ascomycota; Eurotiomycetes; Eurotiales; Aspergillaceae. The transcript has 2 exons.